AUGGGUUUAUUAUUUGCACCAAGUAACCGAUUCGAUACAAUAAAUAAUGACGAAACUAACGAAGCUUGGAUAUCCUCACUAUUUACUCCAUCAAGUUGCGGAAGUUACACAGUUUUGAAGAGGCCAUGUUCCACUAAAAAGUACCAAGAAAAUAUCUCUAUUACUUCCCAUACAGAAAAAAGCAGGGCCCCAAAAAAGCAACCAUCUUUAGUAUAUAGUGGAAGGCGACGGAGAACCGGAAAGAGUGCUUUCCAGAAUAUAACCAAGCCAAUAAAUGAUUCAAGGACUUUUGAGAGGGAUCAAACUAUCUCGUUGAAUAUAACACCGUCAAUGAAUUCGGUUCUUUCACAGAUUAAAAGGCACACCAGUUUAUAUUAUUUGAAUGAUAAAAGUAAUGCUGAAGAUGAGUACAGAAAGGGCACGCAAGACGCUAGGAAGAGGGAGGAUGCUGAUGAUGGUGUAGAUAACGUUCCGCUUCCUUGUAACAGCUUGAAGCGAUAUAAAGAUAAUAUAUCAACAUUAUAUUUACCGUCUGAUGAAAUAGAUACCCAUAGUGAUGUUUCCUCCAUUACGUCAUCUGUUUUACUGAGAGAAAUCUUGCAAACUGAUAGUAAUAAUUGGGAAGUUCUUAGAUCUGAAAGCAUUAAUCAAGAUGAUGACUAUAAUAGUAGUAGUAACGACCAUAAAGGUACGAGCGACCAAACCCAAAAUUUAAGUUUGGGAUAUGACGGUAAUAGCCAUCCAUUAUGUGAACCGGAAAUUCUCAAGGAAAAAGAAAACCUACACAGCACACCAAGAGUCAAAUUAUUGAAUAUGCCCGAUCUAGAUUUUCACGAUGAAUGGAAAAUAGAAGAUAUUAUUCAGACAUAUAAACCUGUUUAUGAAAUGGGGAAAGAGCCUACUGGGAAGGAAACAGAUAAAUAUAUAUCGACUGCAAUUAGGAUAAUAAAAAAGGAUCUGAGGUUAAAUGAUAGACCUGCUCUCAAUAAAAAGGAGAAAAAUAUUGACUUGAAAAUGCCAUAUGCAAGACAAAAUAACUCACUGUCUUCGAAGUUUUUACGGUCAACUUUAAAGGAUAAUGUUAUACGUGAUGAGACUCAAGUGGAAUUAGAAUCAUGGCCGACCUCGAUACCAUUAUUGAAGAAAGAAGAGGAAGAACUAAGAGAAGAAGUUUCAUUACUAGCUGAUAAGACUCAUUUUUUACCUAAUAAGCGUUCUAGACAGCAAAAAAUGAAUCCUAAUUUUUUGAAGCUUUAUUCUAUUGAAACAUCCUGCCGAUUAAAGAAUAUAUUACCGGAAAUAAAUAUUGAUGAUCAAGUAUUAAAGCAAUUAUCAUAUCAUGAUAUAAAGACCUUGCCAAUAAAAAAUCAACCCAAAAAGACAGUUAAUAACCACAAAGAAAUGGGGAAUGAGAGUAAAUAUGAAGAUGUCUCUUGUCAUGAUAUAAAAAUGGCAAUCAUUACUAAGAAGAAAUUAUGGGCAGAUAUGCUUCAUGAAACUAGAGAAGAUUUAUUUGGUGUUUCCUCACCAUGGAAUUUGAAAUUUGUCGCUGCUUGUAAUGAACAAGAAGAUACGAAAAAUACAAGUACUUUAGUUAGAGUACAUUCUGAGCUAAAACCUUGGGUAAACGGCAACACAACAUCGACGUUAUUGAAGCCUUGUGGUAAAUUGAAAAUUGAUAGAAGAUUUCCAUCAAGGGAAAUUCAAUAUGUAGUCAAGGGAUGGUGUGACAGCCGAUUUGUUAUUUGA
This is a messenger RNA of Naumovozyma dairenensis CBS 421, 1749 nucleotides long. RefSeq names its product Gis3p (gene GIS3). Bases 1 to 1749 code for a protein of 582 amino acids. The transcript has a single exon. NCBI's taxonomy places the organism in Eukaryota, Fungi, Ascomycota, Saccharomycetes, Saccharomycetales, Saccharomycetaceae. The record is from RefSeq and is a predicted model, not a curated record.